Molecule: messenger RNA, 1014 nt
Organism: Apodemus sylvaticus (European woodmouse)
Lineage: Eukaryota; Metazoa; Chordata; Mammalia; Rodentia; Muridae
Gene: Dgat2l6
Product: diacylglycerol O-acyltransferase 2 like 6
Exons: 7
Coding region: 1-1014 (337 amino acids)
Biological process (GO): lipid metabolic process
Cellular component (GO): endoplasmic reticulum membrane
Source: RefSeq, a predicted model, not a curated record
AUGGCCUUUGUGUCCUGGCUAGAUCUGCAGGAAAGCCUCCGAACACUCUCCGUAUUACAGUGGAUUCCAGUUUAUGUAAUUUUAGGAGCUCUUUCCAUCUUGGGUAUACCCUAUCUCCUGCUGUUCACUAGUUUCUGGCCCUUAUCUGUGCUCUUCUUAGCCUGGUUUGGCUAUGAUUGGAACACCCACAGUCAAGAUGGUAGGCGUUCAGCUUGGGUACGAAAUUGGAGCCUCUGGAAGUAUUUCCAAAGCUACUUCCCAGUAAAGCUGGUGAAGACCCAUGACCUUUCUCCCAAACACAACUACAUCAUUCUCAGCCACCCCCAUGGCAUUCUCAGUUAUGGUGCCUUCAUCAACUUUGGUACUGAGGCCACUGGCUUUUCCAGGGUUUUCUCUUCUAUCACUCCUUUUUUAGCAACCUUGGAAGGGAUCUUCUGGAUCCCAUUUGUGCGAGACUAUGUGAUGUCCAUGGGUAUUUGUCCAGUGAGUGAGUCAGCCCUGAUGUAUAAGCUGACCCAGCAAGGCUCGGGCAAUGCAGUGAUCAUUGUGCCAGGUGGAGCUUCUGAGUCCCUCUUGUGCCGCCCAGGAGUCUCCACAGUCCUACUCAAAAAACGCCAAGGUUUUGUGAAGCUAGCACUGAAGACAGGAGCAUAUCUUGUCCCUUCUUACUCAUUUGGUGAGAAUGAGGCUUACAACCAAGAGACCUUUCCUGAAGGCACAUGGCUAAGGUUCUUCCAAAAAAACUUCCAGAAAAUUGGCAAAAGAAUCCUAGGCAUAAAUUUCUGUACUUUUCAUGGCAGAGGCCUCACGAGGGGAUCCUGGGGCUUUUUGCCUUUCAAUCAUCCCAUUACCACCGUUGUUGGAGAACCCUUGCCAGUCCCCAAGAUCCUUAAUCCUGACAAGGACACUGUGGCAAAGUACUUUGAACUUUACAUCAGUGCCCUACGCAAGCUGUUUGACCAACAUAAAGCUGAAUAUGGCUUCUCCAAGACCCAAGAGUUGACAAUUAUAUGA